Vidua macroura (Pin-tailed whydah) is the source of this 1329-nucleotide messenger RNA. Its product is annotated as galanin receptor type 1-like. Gene Ontology annotation, biological process: neuropeptide signaling pathway. Gene Ontology annotation, molecular function: peptide binding; G protein-coupled receptor activity. Lineage: Eukaryota; Metazoa; Chordata; Aves; Passeriformes; Viduidae. The transcript has a single exon. The record is from RefSeq and is a predicted model, not a curated record. Gene Ontology annotation, cellular component: membrane. Bases 1 to 1329 code for a protein of 442 amino acids.
AUGGAUUCGUCUCCCCCAGAACCCGGGCCUCCCCCUGACCCUCUGCAGCUCUGGCAGGAGGAGAACCAGACCCAAGGCGGGCUCUGGAACGGCAGCCAGGAGCUGGGGUGGGAAGAGCUGGAGAAGAUGCUCUUCCUCUUUGCAAAGGAGCCUGUCACCAUCAGCCUCACAGUGAUGUACUUGCUGUCCUUUGUGGUGGGCUUCGUGGGCAACAUCAUGUCCAUCAGGGUGCUGACCCGCAAGCGCCGGAGCCGGGUGUCCAGCCUGAGCGCCACCCGCAGCCUCCUGAUCAACCUGGCGGUGUGUGACCUCAUGGUGGUGUGCAUCUGCAUGCCCAUCACCGUGGGCAACCUCAUCUACAAAGCCUGGGUCUACGGGGACUUCCUCUGCCGGGCAGUGCCCUUCAUCCAGGCUGUUUCUGUCUCCGCCAGCGUCCUCAGCCUGACUGUCAUCAGCGUGAACCGGUACUACAGCGUGCACAACCCGCUCAACGCCCGCUCUUUCUUCACCCAGAAGAGGAUCCUCAGCACCAUCCUGGUGGUGUGGUUGUUGUCCUCAGGGAUAUGCAUGCCCCUCAUCUUCAUGAACAAACGGGAUGAGAUCGGGGUGGUGGAGGGCUUGCCCCUGGUGUUUUCCAUCUGCAGGGAGAUCUGGCCUCAGGAGAGGCUCAAGCAAGCCUACAACUUUCUGCUCUUCUGUGCCCUGUACUGCCUGCCCGUCCUGUUCAACAUGGUCAUCUGCUUCCUCACGGUGCGCCGGCUGUGGAGCCGCAGCAGCCGGCUGAAGGAGAGCUCUGCCCUGAACCGAUCCCUGCCGGCCUCCAGGCUGAAGAUCCGCAGGAAGGUGGCACAGAUGGUGGUGGCCCUGGUCCUGCUGUUCGCGAUCUCUUGGCUGCCCGUUUACCUGAUGGACAUCUGGAUUGAUUUCAACAUCCCCAAAUCUUUGCAGGAUGUGACUCCUUCUCCUUGGAUCCUGCAGCUCAGACCUUUUGCCCAGUGGCUUGGCCUCACCAAUUCCAGCCUCAACCCAAUAUGUUAUUGCUUCGUUGGGAACCUCUACAGAUCAGCCAAGGAAAUGAAGAGCAAAUACCACCAAAGGAUGGUCUCUCUCUUUAACUUCUCUCUGUCUGAAGGGACAACUCAUUCCUCAGUCCCAGAGCUGCUCUCUUACCGGAGUUCAGUGGAGCCUGCAAGGAAAGGACCCUCCACCACCCCCUCCAUGGACAGGAGAUGUCAGGGAAGCCAUGGCCAUAAGAACAAGUGUGGACACUUGAACUCCUGCCAGCAUCCACCUCUGAACACUGUCUCCAGUGAGAACACUUCCUUGUAA